This is a messenger RNA of Aspergillus viridinutans, 423 nucleotides long. RefSeq lists its product as uncharacterized. The record is from RefSeq and is a predicted model, not a curated record. Lineage: Eukaryota; Fungi; Ascomycota; Eurotiomycetes; Eurotiales; Aspergillaceae. Bases 1 to 423 code for a protein of 140 amino acids. The transcript has 3 exons.
AUGGCGUGUGCUGUUGCGGGUGAAGGUCACGCCGUCUGUCCGCCCGUCUUGGGAGCAGUUGCUGUAUUCGAGGGUCCAGUCAAACUGGAAGUCUCCCUCCGUGUCGAGAUGGCUGGUGCUCUCAUACAGAAAGUACGGGUCACUGUUGGAGUAAUUGAUGGACGACAGAUGGAAAAGGUCCGAGACUGCAUGCAGAUCGAGAAGAACAUCCAGAACACGGACGGCGAUUGGGAGGUUGAGAACGCAAUCGGCAAUCGGCACCAGCUCGUGCAGUUCGGCUCGUGCGCCUUUGGGGUCCAGAGUCAGGGGAAGAACGGCAACAUCGACUUCAACUUUGGCGGGUCUAGAAAGGUUGGUGCUAAGGGGGUGAUGUCUUGCGAUGGAACAGCCAAGGGCCAGCAGGUUGAAUGGGGCCUAUAUUAG